AUGGCUCAAGUGGACAAAAACUACACACGAGUGUCAGAGUUGUUUAUUGUUGGCUUUCCAAGUCUUCAGCCAGAGUAUUUUCAUAUAGUGGCCUGGUUCUUUUUUGUACUCUAUGUGACCACAUUGGUCGGCAACCUGGUGCUGGUGGUUGUGUUUGCUUUGGAGAACAGUCUCCACAAACCCAUGUACAUCAUCAUGGUCAGCCUGGCUCUCUCAGACAUAGGCUUUACCACUGUGGCUUUACCUAAAAUUAUUGCUCGUUAUUGGUGGAAUGAUGGGAGCAUUGGCCUUCACACAUGCUUCUUUCAGAGACACAUGAUCCAUUAUUUUGGCAGCUUGAACUCCCUGAUUUUAUUGACCAUGGCUGUGGAUCGAUAUCUGGCCAUCUGUUUUCCUCUCAGAUACCCCAUGUUGAUGACAAUCCAAACCAUGACAGGCCUGACUAUCUCCUGCUGGGCUGUGGCACACAUCUUUCCUGGAAUCAGCACCAUCAGCUUUAUUUUUGUGCCAUUCUGUGGCCCCAACCAAAUCAUAAAUAUCUUUUGUGAUACCACUUCUGUUAAAUCACUGGCUUGUGCAGACAUUAGCCGUCUAAGCAAUGCCGCCUAUGGUACAGCAAUGUUUAUCCUAUAUGUUCCUUUAGGGAUAAUCAUCUUCACUUACUUUUGCAUCAUCAUCUCUGUCUUGCAAAUGGCCAGCAUACAGGGCAAAAAGAAGACCUUUUCCACCUGUGCUACUCAGGGUGUCAUCAUUUCUAUCUACUACCUACCACGCUUUUUUGUCUACUCUGCGCCAUACUUUCCUAACCUAACGAUGACCGCUGACAAGCAAAUGGCCACAAUCCUUUUCUACAGUUUCUUCCCCCCUCUCAUCAAUCCAUUUGUCUACUGUCUGAGAAAUAAAGAGAUCAAGGAAAUGUUCAGACGCUGGUACCAAAGACAAAAGGGCAUUACACCCACAAUGCCUGGCCACAUUGUUGCUGUUACAGAAAACACACUGAAAAGUGUUCAGUGAUCAUAUAUUGGGGUUAGUAAGUAUUUGCGUAACAAUUUUUUUAAACAUAAUUUACAGAAAAGAAAAGUUAAAUAGAUUUAUCUGAAAUGCAGGACCAUCUUUUGGGUGCUUAUUCUACAUGUACUAUAUCUUGCUUUUAAAAUAUGAAGG
This is a messenger RNA of Melanotaenia boesemani (Boeseman's rainbowfish), 1164 nucleotides long. RefSeq names its product odorant receptor, family 30, subfamily BU, member 1 (gene or30bu1). The record is from RefSeq and is a predicted model, not a curated record. Gene Ontology annotation, molecular function: olfactory receptor activity; G protein-coupled receptor activity. Gene Ontology annotation, cellular component: membrane. The coding region runs from base 1 to 1014 and encodes 337 amino acids. Lineage: Eukaryota; Metazoa; Chordata; Actinopteri; Atheriniformes; Melanotaeniidae. Gene Ontology annotation, biological process: G protein-coupled receptor signaling pathway. The transcript has 4 exons.